AUGGGUCGCCGAGAUUCGUCUCCCCCGAAACAGGACGUGCCUCUGGCUUGGAACGUUCGAUACCGCCGAGGAAGCCGCCUUGGCUUACGACAAGGCCGCGUUCAAGCUCCGCGGCAACUUCGCCAGGCUGAAUUUCCCCAGCCUCCGCACCAGGGGUCCCACGUCGAGGGCAAGUUCGAAGAGUACAAGCCAACUCGAAGCGAUUUGCCAGAGCUUGGCGGAGAACGACGGGAAAGGAGGGAAGAAGAAGAAACCCUCGACGGCAGCUGCAAAGAAGGCGGCUGCGGCGAAGGCCACGACGGUGGUGAUAGAGGAGAAGGUGUCUCCUGUGGCGACGAAAAGCGAUGGGUCAGGUGGAUCAUCAUCACCUCUAUCAGAUCUAACAUUUCCGGAGUUUGA
Messenger RNA from Linum tenue, 399 nucleotides. Lineage: Eukaryota; Viridiplantae; Streptophyta; Magnoliopsida; Malpighiales; Linaceae. The record is from the annotation of a GenBank genome assembly.